CCUGUCCUCCUCCUUCCCCGGCGUUUCCAGGAGCUGGUGCGGAAUUUCCAGCUGCGAUGUUCAUACACUUGUAAAUCCAGCUCGGUGUGUCUGUGAGGGCCUGCCCUUGCCGGGGGUGGGGAAGGGAGAUUUGUGCCUUUGUUCAGGGUCUGGAGAGGCGGCUUCUCCGACUGUUUACCCGGUCACCAUGGAGAUCUCAUCACUGGAGCGGCAGCUGCAGAGCGUUCAACGAAACAUCGCCUUUUUAAAGGGGGAACACAUGGACCUACUGCAUGGGCUACACAUGGAGAUCCUGCAACUGCAGAAACGCUGCACCGAGUUGACCUGUGAACUAACAUUGAAGUCAUCAAGAAACGGCCAAUCAGAGGACUGUGAGCACCAGGAGGACUGUGGCCCCCUCGAGGCUGAGAUCAGGCAGAAGGAGCUGCAGAACGCGGCGCUGAGGAAGGAACUCCGCCACAAGGAGGCGCUGAUAGCGGCGCUGGAGGACAGCCUGCGGCGGAGGGAGCGGCUCUUCCUCGAGGAGCUCAAGAGACGGAGUCACAGGAUGACCCUCCUGAACAGUGAACUGCAGAAGCAGUCGGAGACUGCGGCCCAGCUCGCAUUCCAGUUGCACAGCGUCAAACAGAAGCUGAGUAACUCCAGGCAGGGCGGUCGGCCUUCGGACAAGCCCGCCGAUAAAGCCAUCCCGACGUCUCCGGUGUACACAUCAGUCUCGCUGAGGCGGCACCAUAAAGUCCACUCGAAAGUGACCGAUAGAAUCUGCACCGAGAGCCAGCAGAGGCGCCGGGCAGGACUGGACGAGCUCGACCCCAUGCCCGACCCUGCGCUUUUCCUGCGGGCGAGGUGGCAUCACGGCGGGCGGCAGAGCCAGGCAGGCGGCUCGGCGCCCGUCACUCACGAGUGCAGACUGGAGAGCGGCGGCCUCGCGCCUGCGCAGUCGCAGCCGCAGCCGCUCGUGCCCAGGACUGUGGCGGAGGGCGGCUCCAAGUGCUCGAACUUUCUGGGACCUCCCGCCGAGACAGAGAUCCCCCUCACGGACGAGGAGAGCGCCGGCGAGGAUCUGCAAAAGGCGCGGGAGAGCGUUCGGAAGUAGAGCACGGGGUUAACGAUUAGAAGGAACUCGCUUUGAUCACUCGCGUCUUUUCACACCCCGAAACGCGUUCGCAUGCGAUAUUGGUCACCGUGCAGGCAAAUGCAGCAGCCGCCUUGCACCGAGCGAGGCCCCGCACAUAGCAACGGGGUGACCAAUCACCUGCCGCUCCUCUCUCCUGCCAUUCACUGAGGCUGCAGCCCCAUCUACAACACCCCAAGCCGAGCUUCAGCCCCUGCGAAUAACAUUUUGGAAGAAACAGACUAUUUAAGGUGAAGAAUAGGCAAGAUGAGCAUAGGCAAGUAAUAUACAGAGCUUUCUUAUUAAUCUCAGGAACCUGAGCCUCUAUUCAAACAAAUCAGUGGGUGAUCCAGCUGCUUAAUAGUUUUUUUUUGAAACUGUUGUGUUUACCCAAUCUCCUCAGUACAACAAUUCGAGGCACAGACCCUGUAUACCACACACACUGCAGGUUACCCUAUUCCAAACAUUGGCUUACUUUUUAAAACAUAAAUACAAGGCAAUAAAGUAAUCAUGUGGAACUUAGAGACAGUCUCCAGCUCCAGAAAACAGCACACACACACUAUCUUCAUGACUUAACUGAGUCCUGUAUGAACUCACCUAGUGUUGAUUGACUAUCGAUAAAGUCUUAGAGGGAUAAGGGGCCUACACUUUACCAGCAGAGAGUGCUAAUUAUCUCCCCUUGACAUGCUUUAGUAUUACCACAGCUGAAUCCAUGACGAACAACAUCCUGGAAACCAAAAACUCAAAUAAAAGCAAAAUGCUACAGAUGCAAAUCUGAAGGUCCUGCAGAAGAGUGACAUUAGACCCAUAACAUUAAUCCUGCUUCUCUGUCCACAGAUACUGCUUGACCUGCUGAGUUUCUCUACUUUUUCUGUUAUUUAUCCUGAGGGCUACCUUGGAUCAGAAACUGGGCUGGCCAUGUAAAGAGAAUGUAAGGAACUGGACAUUCUUCAGCAAGCAACCUAACUCCUGACUUCCCAGAAACUUUCCACCAUCUUUAAGGCACAAGUCAGGAGUAUAAUGGAACAUUCUUGGCUUAGUUGAAUGAAUGUAGUUCCAUUAAUGUUCAGAAGGAUCAAUACUAUCCAGGACAAAAAGCUAAUUCAUUUGGCCAUUCAUUUCCUCUACCAUGGAACUACAAUGGCAGCAAUUAGCCAAGGUUCCUCAAACAGCAUAAUCCAAACUAAUGCCCUCUAUCAUCUCAAGGGCAACUAACAUAUGAGAACGCCACCACUUUAAAGUUCCUCUCUAAAGGGGAAUUAUGGUAAUAUCACUGGACCUGCUAUCCAGAACCCAGGGGCAUGGGUUCAAAUCCAAUGGCUGAAGGUGGUAUUUGAAUUUAGUAAAGGUCUGGAAUAGCCAGCUGUAACCACUAGCGAUUGUUGUAAAAACCUAUCUGGUUCACUAAUUUGGCAAGAGAAGGAAAUCUGCUGCUUUUACUGAGUCUGGCCUAUAUGGGACUCCAAACCGACAGCAACGUGUUUGAUUUUUUUUUCCCCAGCACCCAUGUUAUGUGUGUGCAGGUGUGAGACACAGUGAAAGACACAAGGUUCACGAAUCUUUAUUCAAAUUUCCACCACCAGGAAGAAAGGAAACACCCGAGUUGCCAAUAGACAAUAGGUGCAGGAGUAGACCAUUCUGCCCUUCGAGCCUGCACCACCAUUCACUAUGAUCAUGGCUGAUCAUCCUUAAUCAGUAUCCUGUUCCUGCCUUAUCUCCAUAACCCUUGAUUCCACUAGCCUUGAGAGCUCUAUCCAACUCUUUCUUAAAUGAAUCCAGAGACUGGGCCUCCACUGUCCUCUGGGGCAGAGCAUUCCACACAGCCACCAUUCUCUGGGUGAAGAAGUUUCUCCUCAUCUUUGUCCUAAAUGGUCUACCCCGUAUUUUUAAGCUGUGUCCUCUGGCCAGUGACAAGCAGUGCCCUUCAUAUCAAAGGGCAAUGCUGUGUGAUCAAACAGUGAAGGGGAGGGCAGGGAUUAAAUCAAAAUAGAGUUGGAGGGGGAAAUAAUACACUCCACUCCCUGCGGCGCCCACCUCUCCCUGAACAACUACAGGGUGUUAUGUGUUUGAUUCUUAACUGCCCUCUGGACAUUAAGUGCUGGCUUAGCCAGUUGUGUGUACAUCCUGUGAAGGUAUAACAUAUGUCACAUUCCGUGUUGGCUUGGAAUUACUUAGCUAGCCCAACACUCUGAGUGAGAUAAAAUCCUGGAAGUCCCUUCCCAACAGUAUUACCAGUAUAUGUGCAUCACAUACGUGUGUUGCAGCAACUCACCAUUACUCUCUCAAUGGCAGUUAAGAUUAAGUCUUAAUUGCUAGCCUAAUCAGCAAUGCUUGCAUACUGGAAAAAAAAAUAAAAAACAUACAUCCUAUCCUUUCAAAGCUAUGCAGCUUCUAAUUAAUCAUGAGAGAUUCAGAAUUCUGGAUAUAAAGCACGCAUUCAGCACAUGCUGUGUAACCCCCUCACAUUAUUUCAGAUGGAAAACAAUGUUUAGCAAUCAUUGACUGCUUUUGGCCUAGACGACAUGAUUUACAAAAAAUUCUCACCCUUCACAAAUAACGAUUUGGUGCUAGUUACUGACCAAUGAUUAGAUGAUAUGAGCUUGAAAGGACCCUUAGUAGCAAACUGAAGCAGAGAAAACAGCCCUGCUGUUAGAAUGAAUCGAACUCACUCGAGUCAAUGACUCAAAAAGAUUGUAAAUAAUAAAACAAAUUCACAUUUUCUUAUAACCUGACAAAAUAUUAUUUCACAUUUACUUCAAGAAAGAUUUGCAUCUAUAUGUCACCAUUCAUAUCUCCAGGAAACUCCAAUGUCAUGUCGGAAAUGUGUCAGCUGUUUUGAGCACUGCACGCUUCCACAGCAAAGUGACAAUGAUCAAAUCGUCUGUUUUCGCAUUGUGGAGUACGGAACAAAUAUUGGCCUGAGCAUCAAAGAUACUUUCCCUACUCUUCUUCAAAACAAAACUACAGGUCUUUUUUAUUCACCUCCAAGGGCAAA
Molecule: messenger RNA, 4109 nt
Organism: Hemiscyllium ocellatum (epaulette shark)
Lineage: Eukaryota; Metazoa; Chordata; Chondrichthyes; Orectolobiformes; Hemiscylliidae
Gene: ccdc92ba
Product: coiled-coil domain containing 92Ba
Exons: 4
Coding region: 188-1096 (302 amino acids)
Source: RefSeq, a predicted model, not a curated record